This is a messenger RNA of Cinara cedri, 8901 nucleotides long. The record is from the annotation of a GenBank genome assembly. NCBI's taxonomy places the organism in Eukaryota, Metazoa, Arthropoda, Insecta, Hemiptera, Aphididae.
UAUCAUUUGUUUUCUGAAAAUUAUGCAUGAGUUAUUAUAAUUAUUUUCAUCCACAGGAUAUAUUUUUGGGCUGUUCUUUUAAACUAGGUAUAAGAGAUCUUAGUAGGCAGGCGGUAGUAGAUUCUUUUAAUUUCAAUUAGAAGUUUUUGGUUUGCAAGAGAAUUAUUCUGUGGCAUAUUACUGAUGAUAGACGUUGAACUGAUUUAUUAAAUUCGUCUGGAAAUUUAAGCUUAUGUUCAGGUUAAUAUUAUUUAAUAGUGUUAUUAUACAGAGUAAUAUUUACCGCUUUAUCUAGCUUUCUUUCGGAGUUUUCCCGAUUAUUUCGAAAAAACAUUGAAAAAUAAAAAAAUGACGUGCCUAGUGCACCGAGGAGAAAAAAUUAUUUUUCAGAAAAAGUACUAUAGUCCUUCGAAGUAAGUUUUUAAUAGAAAACUUGUUCACAGACACAUGAAAAAAAAUAUACAAAAACACACACCAUACAUCCACAAACCAAUAGAUCCCUCACUACGUUCCGAAUCUAAAAGAUAUGGACAUACUUCGCACAAUAGGUGGGGCCACUGUUGUAGAUGAGGAAGGUAGAGGGGAAAUUUAAUGUAUAUCUGUAACGAUUAACCAUUGCUAACGAAAAAACUAUUCCGAAAGCAGUUCGGUUGAUGGCGUUGCUUUAUCAACAAUAUAUAUGUCACAUUAUGGUAAAAUAAUAACAUACAAUUUUUUAAUAUAAUUUAAAAUAUUUUCUAUAAUAAUAUUUGUUAAAUAUUAUACCUAUUUACUAGUUUUUCAAAUUUUUUGGAAAAAUUCCUGGAAAAAUCAAAAAAUGUCUUCCCUAAAUUACCACCCUAGUCAGAUUUCCUUUUAGAAACAGUGCUAUAAUUAAUUAUCGGAGCGAAAUUGCUGAUAGAAAAGUUGUACAAUUAAAAACAAAAAAAAUAUUGUAAAAUAAAUAAUAUACAUGGAUAGGUAUCUAUAUUGAAAGUCAUUGCAAUUGCACAAACGGUCAACGGCGUAGGUACAAUGUCAAGUUGAGGGUUAGGUUCAUAAAAAAAAACUAUUGGAAAGAAAUAAUUACCGGGAAUAGGUAGUAUGCAACCUAACAACCGUAAUAUUAUACAAGUGUUUAUCUAACCAUACAUUAGACGUUCUUAUCGUUAAUAUCCAUAAGGUCAUUGACCUGACCUUAACACAUAUAGAAUAAAUUAAGCUACAGCAGACUACAUUGUUCAUAACUACCUCCCAGAAACUGUACGACCGGAGCCAGGUGACUAUCGUCGAAAAUGGUAAGAACUGUCUAACCGAAUAUUUUCCAAAAAAUUACAAUACAUUUUAAAAUACCUACUUACCAAAUUAAAGAAAACACGAGCGUAUUAAUGAAUUAUUUCUCCUUUGCAGGGACAAACCAUAAAAUUACUCCGGGGCACGAGUAUUAAUUUGUUGGCACUCGUCGGACUCUUUACACUGCUGCCUGGGCCUCCCAAUGUCACCUUUACAAAAUACAAGUAAGUUCUCGCACGAAUAUAACAAAAAGUACACAGAAAAGUAUUGUUGAACAAUUAUAAAAUAAGAUUUGUACGAUUUUAUUGAUUUACAAUAGUCAUUAAAAAUAUGAUUUGUUUAACAUAAAAAAAUAUAGUAUUUUACGUUUAACACAAUAUUAUAAUAAUAGGUAAUUAAUAAUUUCUAUGUCGCAUCUAAAGAAAAUAAUCCGUGUGUUCCUCGAUAAACUCGAUUAUCAAUCAGAUGAAAGUCAAGGAACACAGAUUUAUAUUAAAACCACAAAUAUAUAAAACAUUCGUUUUAUAUAUCUGUGAUUAAAACGCAGAAUGCUCAUCUAUCAUGAUUUUCAGAAUAUCAAAAAAAUAAUUAUUUGUUAAAAAUUAAAUAAAUUAUAUUCAAUAUGAGAGAUUUUUCAUGUAAUGUUUGUAUUAAAUGUAUUGCAAUAAAUUACAUGGAAAACCGCAAUAACAAAAAUAAAUUAAAAAGUGUUUGUUGCUAUUAUCAUUGAAACAAAAUAAUUAAAUAAACAAACACAUAAACAUAAAUAAUAUUGCUAAUUAUUGUAAAACGGAAAAAAACGGUAUGGCUAAAUGGUGAUAACAACACAAAUUAUGAUAACACAUUUCUAUCGUCUAGCCUCUAGUGCACCAUUUAAUUUUGUAGAUCGAACAUCAAAUUCAUCGAGAAGCAAUCAAAUUAAUCAAAUAUGAUGAGAAACACCGAAAUCCAUAGGAUUAUUCAUCUGAUUGAUAAUCACAUGAGUCAUGAUUAACUAAUUAAUCAUGGAUAAUCUAAGUUGUCGAGAAACACGGAAAUUAUUAUAUUAUACGUUAUGCAGUAUGUCAAUAUCAAUAAUAACCAUGGUAUAGGAGUAAAAUAAUCCUAAUAAAAUGUGUAUUGAGGAAAAAAAUGUUUUUGUUAUGCAUCCCCCUCCCCCCAUUUAACGAUGUCUUAAGCUGGAACUUUUUCAGAAUAUUGUUUUUUUCUGAGAACUUACCAAAAAUAAUAGGUACCUGUCUAUAUAUUGUAAUAUAAAUAGUUAUAAUAAAAAUAAAUGUAAUUAAAUUUGAAUUAAGGUAAUUAAUUUAGUAUUGGUAGCUGGUUUUAUGAUUUAAUAUUUAGGUUCCUUUUUUCUUUUUCUUUGACUUAAUUUUGUUUUUCUAAAUAAGUGUUGAGCUAUCAUAAUCACUGUUUAGAAGCUAAUAUAAAAAAAGUAAAUAAAUGUAUUAAGUAGGUAGGUACUUAUAUUUUGAUUUUUUUAAAACAAAAACAAUGAAAAAUUUUAAUAUGGGAUUUUAACUGAUUCAACUUUGUUUUAUUAUUAAAUAUGCAUACAUCAAUAUUUUAAUAUUUUAAUAAUUUAUAUUGCCAAAACAGUGUACAACCACAAAGAUCUUUAAUUGGGCCAUUACAGUUGAAUCAAAAAUUGUUUGGAAUAUCCAAACUCUAUGAAAAUCAAAUUAAAGGACCAGAAGGGCUAUUAUAUCAUAAUAAUACAUUAUAUUUAACUCUCCAUUAUGGCCAUGUUGUGAAAAUAGUUGAUAAUCAAAUUGUUCCUGUGGUGAAGUUUGGAAAAGUAUGCGGUGCGUAUAUUACUUAUUGUUUUAUUUGUAAAUAAUAUUAUUUCUUGUAGAAAAAAUUAAUUAUUUUAUCAAUUAAAUCAUGUACUUAGUGAGGAUUACCUACUCAAGUAAUGUUAAUAUUAUACCAUUAAAAUAUAUACGAUUAUAGAUUGUCUAUACAUUAAUCUGUUUUAUUUUAAUAUUAUUGAUUACCAACAUUUAUUUCUCUCAAGACACUCAUUUUUUUUUUAUAAAGAACAAAAUAUAAUACCCAAUAAAUAAUUUUUAAUUCUGAUAAUUAUUAUAAUAAUAGUCUUCCUAAAAGCUGUUAUUCAUAGAAUUAUGUUAGUUUCACAGUUGAAACAAUCUUUAGUAAUUUACCUUAUAAAUUUAUAAAUUAUUCAUUAUGAGGAAUUUGAAAAGUAAGAGCCAUUUGGUCAUAAAAACAAAUUAUAAUCAUAAGAAACAGAUUUUAUUAGCAUAUUUAGUUUCUUACAAACCUACUUCACUUCUCUACAUAGUCGUCAUUUACUUCUAAGCAUUUUCUGUACUGUUGCAUCAGCUUCUUUAACCCCUCUGUAUAGGAACUCUGUUUGAGAAUUAAAUCAGUUGAAAUUUUCUGCGACAAUUGUCUUAACAGUGGUAUGUCCAAGAUGAAAUAAUUCAGUCAGGGCACUAAAUGUCAAUCAAUAAUCAGAUCGCAGUCAGUCUGUUUAUUAGUCCUGCCACUCUGCUUUUCGGCAUACACAUUUGUUCAUCCAUUUUUUAAACCACAACACCAUUGUCUAACCUUUCCUCUAUUCAUUAUUGUAGGCCUAUAAACUAGGUACAACUCUUGAUGAAUUUCAGCAGCUGAAAAUCCUUUAGCACACAAAAAUCUUAUCACAGUGGCCACUUCACAACUGACGCGAGAAAAAAUCCUCUUUUCCAAUAUGUCUUAUAUUCUAGAACAAUAAAUGCAUAGUGAAUGCAUGCCAGUAAAUAAUUUUUACUGUUAACAUGUAAUGUGAAUCUCCAAAUUCCUAUUAAACACUGUUAAAACACUUAAUAAUUAUUAACUCUCUUGAAAUAUGAUUUUAGAUGGAUUAUAUGAAGAGCAUAUUUGUGGCCGUCCACUUGGCUUAAAAAUGGACAACAAAGGAUUUUUAUAUGUAGUAGAUGCAUAUUAUGGUAUUUUUAAAGUAAAUAUUCAUUCUCCAGUUCAUUAUGGUAUGUUUUAACAAUACUUUCUUGUUUGAUUAGUCAUUAUUUAAUAAUUUAUUAUCAUAGAAAAUUAAAAUUAAUAAAGUAUACAUGAUUACAUAAUAUUACAAUAAGCUUAAUUAAACUAUUUGAUAUUAUUAUGUUGAGAUAAUAGUGAUUAUAUAUAAAGGGAGUACAACCAACUGGUAGGUUGCGACAAAAAAACAAGAUACAAUGAAAGAAUUUAAUGUUUUACUAAAUAAACUGUCAUUGUUUUUUUUAAAAAAAAAUUGUUAAUAUACAAUUUAACAUCAAAAAUAAAUAACUAAAUUUUUUUUUUUAAUAAUAAUACUGUUUACCUUAUUAUACCACUGUAUGUCUUUGAAUUAUUUAUCAUCAUUUUUUUUUUAUAAUGCAAUUUUUUUUAUAUUUAUUUAUUUAGCAUAAUUUACAUGAAAAAUCUUUUAUUUUAUUAUAUUACUAAAAGUUCUGAUUUAAUUUUGAUAAAAUGAAGGUAAUUAUCUAUAAUAAUACAUAUCUCAAAACAAGUUUUGUUUCCUCUUGAACUUUGAUUUAUCACUACUAGGUUGGAUAUUUAUAAUAUAAAACAAUUUCAUUUUUUUUUACAUUUUCUCAGUAAUGUUUUAUAUUUAUAAUUUUUUUCUUGACAGAACUGAAGUAAUUUAAUGUUAUAUAAUAUGUAUACUAUUUUUAUUAUUUUAAUUGAUAACUUUAACUACAUUUUCUGGAGCUGUCUAAUCUUCAGCAAAUGUUAGUAUAAAAAUAUUGAACUAUUCAUAAAUUAUAAUAUUAUAAAUUAGCAUAUAAAGUUUAGAAAAGCUUAACAAAUUAUUCCUUUGUCGGUCCAUAUUUUGUACUAAUAUAAUAAAAGCAUUCAAAUAAUUGUACUAUUUCUAUAAUUAAAUAAACAGUAUUUUUAUUCUAAUUUUAUUAAUUUAAUAGGUGCAAAAGAGCAAAUUGUAUCUAUGGAUCAACCAAUUGAAGGUGUUCGUCCUAAAUUUCCAAAUUCUGUUACUAUAGCUUCAGAUGGUACUAUAUACUGGACAGACUCAGACACAAAUUUUAAACUACAUGAUGGUGUUUACACAUUAUUGGCUGAUGGCAGUGGAAGGUUAGUGGAUAUCAGUUUUUUCAAAUAAAUUGUAUUUUACAUUAGAAACUUUUAGAAUUAUAUGUAUAAAUUGUUCUAUAAUUAUUCAUGAAAAAUGUUAUAUUUAUAUUUUAUAGAUGUUCUUGUAUAAUAAAUAAAAUAUAUUAUGUAAAUUCAUAUACUUAUAUAUGUUUAUAUUUUGAGGUUAUUAAAAUAUGAUCCUAAAACAAAACAGAAUACUGUUUUAAUGGAUAAAAUGCAGUUCCCUAAUGGUGUGGAAUUAUCCAAUGAUGAAUCAUUUUUACUGAUAGCAGAAACGUUCAAAUAUCGUAUUAUUAAGUAUGUAUAUAAGAUUAUUAAAAUUUCAUAUUAUAUUUAAUAAUUAUAUAUAAAAAUAUGUAACUGGUUUUCAAUUAUUAGAUAUCAUUUAAAAGGCCAGUAUGCAGGACAUAAUGAAAUUUUUAUUGAUGGCUUACCAGGGAUGCCAGAUAACAUUAAAAAAAAUGCUGAAGGAUCAUUUUAUUUUCCAUUAGUCAUGUCAAGAAAACCAUUUUUAGAAAAUAUUGGCCAAUAUCCUACUUUAAGGAUGAUGAUUUUAAAAUUUCUUAGUAUCACUGAACAUACAAUUGAAAUGUUAGAAUCAUUUUAUCCUAGCAUAUACUUUAAAAAAUCUAUUCAUUGGGUAAAUACAAAAAAUAAUCAUAAAAAUCCUUUAUUUAUUAAUUGUAUAUAAUUAAUUUUUCGAAAAACCUUUUAAAAUAAUAUAUUUUUUAUUCUAAGUAUGUUGCCUCUAGUGUACUACUAAAAUUAAGCACUAAGUAAAGAACUCCUUUAACAUUUGAUGUCCAUUUAUUAAAAUUGUGCAUAAGUAAAUUAAAAUCUAAAUGCCCUUUUCAAUUUCCUAAAAAUAUAAAUCUGAAAUCUGAAAUGAUUGGGUACUAUUAUUAUUUAAUUGUUCACUAGGAAAAUGUUUACUGUACUUUAUAUAAAAAUUUAAACUACCAGUAGAUCUGUACAGAUAUAAUUAUAUAUUUUAAAUUCUUUACUCCAUAUUUCAUUUAUUAUCAAAUUAUAAUUUUUAUAAGACAAAACGUAUGCCCCUGUUCUAUAGCACAAUUGGUCAGUACAAGCUUAUGUUUUGGAAUAUUGGUAAAGAUAUCUAUAGUUUAGUAUUUGUAAUUUUUCUUUUUAAAAUGUUACAUAAUAAUAUAUUUUGUUGGAUUUCUUAUAUAGGGUGGGCAUUAUUACAAAUGCAGAAGUAUCUAUAAAUUAAUCAAUUUAAAAAUCAUACCGGGUGUAUGAGGUGAGGGUGGUGGUGUAUAUCAGUGACACUACAAAAAGAACAAUAACUAUAAUAUUAAAUUAUGAUUAUUUUUCAUUAUCAUUGGCCAGUAUGGUAGUUUUUGUUUAUUAUUAUUUUAAAUUUAAAUAUUUUAUUUUUCUUCAAUUUUAUGAAGUUAUAUUUGUAUUUGAAUUAUUAGGAUUUCAUUAUUUAUAAUUCAGUUUUACACAUUUUUUUCACAAUUCACUUUACUUUAAAUUAAUAGUUAUUAGUUACAGAUUAUUAAUUUAUCACUGAUAGUUUUCGCUUUAGUUACUGAUUAUUAUUAUUAUUAUCACCUGUAUAAACCCAGUAUUUAGUUGUAACUGUUGUAAGAUUAAAAUUGUGUACAUAUAUUCUCACAAUUAAGUAAAUAUAAAUAGGUAUUUAAAAUAUAUGUAAAUAUUAUUGUUUCAGAUAGGACAUUUUGAAUCACUAUCAUUUAUGAAGAAAAUCUUUGAUGAACCAGUUUCAAUUAUAGAAGUUAAUGAAAAAGGUACCAUAAAAUCCAGUUGGUAUAGUACAGGAGAAAAUGUUACAAAUAUAUGCGAUUUUGAAGUGAUAGGUGAAAAUGUGUACCUAGGAUCACCAUACAAUUCCUUUUUGGGUGUUCUUAAACUACCACGUGGGUUUUUUAAAUAAAAUAUUAAAAUAUUUUAUUUCUACAGAAAACAAAAUUAAAUUACUAAUGCUCAAUUUUAUUAAGGGUAUCAGAGCCACCUAUUUUAUUAUACAGAAUAAAUUAUAGGAAAAUUAAUUUAUUCAAUGCUCCAUUUCCAAAAAUACAUAUGUUUCAAUGUUGCCUGUGUAUUAUAACUUGUUAUCAUAUUGGUUAUACAUCACUGAAAUCUACUUCAUAUUAUUUUAGACUAAAAUAAAUUGUGUGUCCAUGUUAUAACAUUUUUCACACUUUCAAAAAUUGUUCUGAGCCCCACAAUAUUAUUCUUAUUAUUUUAUAGAAUUAGUCUUCAAUUAUAAUCAAAAUAAAUAUUUUAGUUUCACAGCAAUUAUUUUUGAACCAUUAUGUUCAAAUUGAGCACUCAGAAUGUUUCAUGAAAGUGAAUACUAAUAUUAUUAUUAUAUCAACAGGGGUAUUAUUUUACAAUAAACAAUUUGUUCAGCUAAUUGAGUCAUGUGACUACAAAUAUAAAUUGUAUACUAAUCCUAUGUACCAGAGUAAGUGUAAACAUUUUAGUUGUACAAAUAGAAUUUCCUAGUUUCUAUUUACAAGACCAAAUGAUUGUAUAAUCACCAUUGCACUUAAGUAGUGUAAAUGGAACAUCAAAUAUUGCCAACAAAUUACAAAAAAAAAAAAAACAACUGAAAUCUAUAAUAAACAACAACUCUUCUAAAUGUACACUUGUACAAGUUUAUAUUUUCUUUGUAUGAACAAGAACUCUGAUAUAUUAUUUUACUAGCCUCUCAUAAACCUUAGCAAAAUAUUAAAAGAAUUAGAAAACUGUUUUGCUCAAAAACACCGGCAUUGCCUCAUAAAGCCAUAUGAUAACAAAUUAAAUUUUUUCUUUAAAAAAAAACUCUUUAUAAAUCAUAUUGUACUCUGAUUUAAUUAUUAAUAAAAUAAAUACUUUUUAAUUGAGCAUUUGCCCAUGAUAAAUAAAAAAAAGUAUCAUUAUUUCAAUUAUUUAGGAAUUAUGAAAUGUUAAUUUUGCUAAUCAAAAUCCAACUUGAUCUGUACAAAUGUGGAUGAUUUACAAAGUACGUUUUCCCAUUUAAAAAUUAUCUAUAAGUACUUACUAAAUAAUAAUGCAUUGGCUCUGUCAGCUCUAAACAUUUUGUAUUAUUGUAUUAUAAUUUUUUUUAUAAGUAUAUUUUAUAUUUUAUUGUCAAUAUUAAGAUGAUGUGAAAAUAUUAUUGUAUAUUUAGCAUAAGAAAUUAAUAAUUUUAAAUGAUCAAAAUAAGAUUAAACAAUAGAUACUCUUAAUAUCUGUUUAAGGAAAUAUAAUUAUUUGUUGGUGGGUUUACGUACAUGAUGUGUAAUUUUAUUUUUUCUGUCUGAACAACUUUUUUUACCAAAACCUUGCUUUGAACAUUAGAGGAGUGGUGGCCAUGUGUUACUUUAUGUAGUUAGAGAAAAAUCAAAUUAAUUUUAAGACCUAACUAAAUUCACAUUUAAAAAUGUAUAUUGUAUCUAAUUGUUUUAAAAAGAAUAACAGCAAUAAUUAAAAAAUAAUCAUCAUUGAUAAUAAAUUUUUAUUUAAAACUUUUUUAAA